AUGAAAUCAACCAUGAAUUUAUUAGAUAUGUUGGCGGGCGACCCUCCACAGGCAAUUUACAAGACGGAGGAGUCACCCACAACCGUUAUAGACUUGGAAACCACAAGCAAUAAUGAAGCGGAAUCAAAUGAUGGAGUCCAUUAUUUGCCGACGGUUUUGACUCCAAUGCAACGUGAUAUUUGUGAGAUUAUCAUUCAAAUAAUGCGUCACCAUCUCACGAAUGGUGUAGAGUCACGCAGAACUCGAGCUAGUAUCAAUAGCUUGUUGGAAACAGCAGAAUCAUCCGAAGGAAUAGCUUCAAGCUCAGAUUCUUACGACAUGAUAAAACUUCUUUUUGACCAACUUUGCAUCGCUUCUAGACACCCAUCGUUGCUAGUUGAUCAUUUGAUGCCCAAGCAGCUUCUAUUGCUGGAAACUAACGAAAGACUUUUGAAUCUUUCAGGAAAUCUCAAACUUUUCAACGAAAUAAUUGAUGGUAUAAUCGAUUCUUUACGGGACUCAACGAAGACUGAAGUGUUCAAUAUCCUCGUUAUAGCUGAGAACGUCAAAGAGCUCGAACUAGUGGAGGGCAUAAUCAUAGGCAAGCAAUUGUACUACAAAAAUUUGAGCAGUGGAAAGAUGUAUGAAGACAACAGAGGCAUGCCACUGAGCGAACAAAAGGAAGUAGAACCAAAAUCCAAAAGGAGGAGAUUCAGUAGCAAGGGACCACAAACAGGCUCAGCGGCUACUUGCUUGUACUUGACAACCACCCAACAAUUCUACAAUCAUUAUACUCCAGCGUCGUUGUCUGGAAACUCUGCAUUCAACCUAAUCUUUUCAUUUGACCAGACCAUCGACUGUGAAAGUCCUAGCAUCGAAGUGUCGAGAAACGUGCAUAAUAACGGACGCAAAACUCCUAUACUCAUACCGGUACCUGUUAUGUCCAUACUACAUAUUCUCACACAAAUUCCUAAACCAGCUGGCAAUUUGGGCAACAUUUCCAUCGAUCGCUUACUGAGUCCAGCUCAUAAAUGGAGACUAAGGGCGCUAAAUGUGUAUGCUGUGAAUCGUUUCAAUUUGUUCGAGCAAAGUGUAGCGGGCUUUUACCGCAAAAACCACCAGUCAAUGAUCGAGUUGUACAACUGGAUAACGGAUCCGACUCUCGAAACUUAUCCUAGUUUUGGACUUGAAGAGUUUUCCACUCUGCUCAACUUCAACUUUACCGAUGAAAAAUUAAUGAAGAAGCUUCGAGUGGACUAUUUGGAGGCACUUGCUACCCGUGACCGUGAACUGCGUACCUACAAUUUCGGUGAAGAAGUACGCAGUUACAAAGAUUUCAAGUAUACGUUGUCUGUUAUUUUGAAUGAGAGAACUGGAGAACUUGAAAGCACACAACGGUCUCUUUCAAAUGACAAGUUGAUAACGUUUAGGAAUGAUGAAUCGAAAAGACAACUUGAAAUAGACCGUGAUGAGGAGUUAAUUGCUGCCAACUAUAGAGAGAUGAAAGUCCUCAUAGACAAGGCAAACGUCGCAGAAAAGUUAUCCGCUCGAAUUGAUGCUGAUGUAGAAAAAAUUCGGCAAAAAAAUGAAGAAUUGAAGUCAAAGAAGCAGUUCUUGGAAGACAAUGUUAAAAAUGCAACGGAGGAAACAGUCGCUGUUCAGAAGUCAAACAUUGCUGAGUUGGAAAAAGAAUUGUCCAAUGUAGCAGUGGAGCUUGAAAAGUUGAAUGGGGAGAGCGACGAAACUCGAUACAAGUAUCAAGAGAGUUCGGCUAUGGCCGCCAAAUUAUCCGGUGAACUUUCAGAAAUACAAGAGAAAAACAUCAAGCUACAACAAAAAAUUACAGGACCAGGUGCGAGACUUCUUCCUACCUUAUUCAAAGACGAUAGCUUGCACAAAAUCGAGGCAGAGUGUCACAGAAUUGAACAAGAGAAUAGAGUUAUCGAAGAGAUUUUUGCCCAAAAGCUCGACACCAUCAUAAAAGAAAGAAAUGGUAUUCUUGACAGUUCUGGAGGAUCUUCAAGCAGGCAAGUCAAUAGAAUCAGCCGUUCAGCAACUCCUAUGUAA
Meyerozyma guilliermondii ATCC 6260 is the source of this 2046-nucleotide messenger RNA. RefSeq lists its product as uncharacterized. The record is from RefSeq and is a predicted model, not a curated record. Bases 1 to 2046 code for a protein of 681 amino acids. The transcript has a single exon. Gene Ontology annotation, cellular component: HDA1 complex. Lineage: Eukaryota; Fungi; Ascomycota; Pichiomycetes; Serinales; Debaryomycetaceae.